This is a messenger RNA of Melitaea cinxia (Glanville fritillary), 1599 nucleotides long. RefSeq names its product acetylcholine receptor subunit alpha-like 1 (gene nAChRalpha1). NCBI's taxonomy places the organism in Eukaryota, Metazoa, Arthropoda, Insecta, Lepidoptera, Nymphalidae. The record is from RefSeq and is a predicted model, not a curated record. The transcript is spliced from 7 exons. Bases 1 to 1599 code for a protein of 532 amino acids. Gene Ontology annotation, cellular component: postsynaptic membrane; neuron projection; synapse. Gene Ontology annotation, molecular function: acetylcholine-gated monoatomic cation-selective channel activity; transmembrane signaling receptor activity. Gene Ontology annotation, biological process: signal transduction; regulation of membrane potential; monoatomic ion transmembrane transport.
AUGGUGUUGGCGUUUGUGGUCGGAGUUUUGUGCGUGUGGGGCCGCUUAAGCGUCGCAAACCCUGAAGCGAAGCGGCUGUACGACGACCUCCUUUCAAACUACAACAGAUUGAUUCGGCCCGUCGGUAACAACUCGGAUCGGCUCACCGUCAAGAUGGGACUGCGGCUUAGUCAACUCAUCGACGUUAAUCUUAAGAAUCAAAUCAUGACAACGAAUGUUUGGGUAGAACAGGAAUGGAAUGAUUACAAGCUGAAAUGGAACCCCGACGAUUACGGUGGCGUCGAAACACUGCACGUGCCUUCUGAACACAUAUGGCUCCCGGAUAUCGUGCUGUAUAACAAUGCGGAUGGCAACUACGAAGUGACUAUUAUGACUAAAGCUAUCCUUCAUCACGACGGAAAAGUUAUAUGGAAGCCGCCUGCCAUCUAUAAGUCCUUUUGUGAGAUCGACGUCGAGUACUUCCCUUUUGAUGUGCAAACCUGUUUCAUGAAGUUCGGUUCAUGGAGUUACGACGGUUACACGGUUGAUUUGAGGCACUUGAAGCAGACUCCGGACUCUGAUCACAUAGGAAUGGGCAUAGAUCUGUCAGAGUACUACAUCUCGGUCGAAUGGGACAUCAUGCGGGUACCGGCGACUCGGAACGAAAAGUUUUACUCGUGCUGCGAAGAACCCUAUCCUGAUAUUAUUUUUAACCUCACCCUCAGGAGGAAGACUCUCUUCUACACGGUCAAUCUCAUCAUUCCUUGCGUUGGAAUCUCUUUUCUAUCAGUACUCGUAUUCUAUCUUCCUUCGGAUUCAGGCGAAAAGAUUUCACUUUGUAUUUCAAUUUUACUAUCAUUGACCGUAUUCUUCUUAUUGUUAGCUGAAAUUAUACCUCCAACGUCACUGACUGUUCCUUUAUUAGGAAAAUAUUUAUUAUUUACAAUGAUGCUAGUCACGUUAUCAGUUGUAGUCACUAUUGUGGUGCUAAACGUAAAUUUUAGGUCUCCAGUUACACAUCAUAUGGCCCCUUGGGUACGAAAAGUCUUUAUAGAUUUUUUACCCCGAAUAUUAUGUAUACAAAGACCUGAAAAACCGCCUGAUGAUGAUGAAAAUGAUAAGCCGACUGAGGUACUUACAGAUGUUUUUGGCGGCGAUGACAUGGAUGGAAAAUUUAAGGAAUGGGGUUGUGAGGAGUAUGAACUACCUGGAAUGCCUCCGUCACCACCGCCUCCUCCAGGUGGUGACGAUGAACUAUUUUCUCCACCACCAGGAUCCCCUUGCCGCUUAGAUCUAGAUGACGAUAGUCCAUCUCUAGAAAAACCUUAUGUUAGAGAGAUGGAAAAAACUAUAGAGGGAUCUAGAUUUAUUGCACAGCAUGUUAAAAAUAAGGAUAAAUUUGAGAGUGUUGAGGACGACUGGAAAUACGUAGCCAUGGUACUGGAUAGAAUUUUCUUAUUCGCAUUCACGAUAGCUUGUGUUCUCGGUACAGCUCUCAUAAUAUUUAGAGCACCGACGUUCUACGAUAACACAAAGCCCAUUGACAUAUUAUACUCGAAAAUUGCCAAGAAGAAGUUGGAGUUGCUCAAAAUGGGCUCGGAAGGUGAUCCGGGUCUCUGA